AUAUAUUUUUGAUAUAGUUUCGGUUUGUUCUAAUUGCGAAUAAUGUUUUAAUUAAUUUAUUUUAAAAGAAAUAUGGUUUCAACACGUGGUCCCAAGUCUCGUUAUUUCGAGAAGGGAGAGAAAGUAUUGUGUUAUGAACCAGAUCCUUCGAAAGCAAAAGUUUUAUAUGAUUCCAAGAUAUUGGGAUCUUAUGAGAGCAAGGAUAGAAGAGGUCGAAAACUUAUACAAUACAAGAUACAUUUUCAAGGCUGGAGCAGCUCUUGGGAUCGCAAAGUAAAUGCAGAUUUUGUGCUUAAAGACACUGAAGAAAAUAGGCAAUUGCAGCGUGACUUAGCCGAAAAAGCCCAGUUACAAUUGGGAGCGUAUUUGUAUCGUAAGGAACAUACUAAGAACAAAAAACGCUCACGUAAAUCGGCUGCCAUUAAUUCAGAGGAUUCAGCCGAUGCCAGUACUUCGCCGAACAAAUUGAGGCCACGCGGCUUGUCGGAGGAUAAUAUUAGUAGUUCAGGCAGUACAUUUGAAAAAAAUGAAAACUGUUCCAUGAAAGAUGAUUGCGAAACCGAUUCGUGUUGCAGUUCGGUGGAAAGUUUUCAUGAUGAAGAUCGUGUUAUGUUACGUAUUAGUGAGCGUUUACGUCAAUAUUUGGAAUAUGAUCAUGAUAUGAUUGUUAAAUAUGGUAAACAGCAUGCCUUACCCUCGCGCAUUCCGAUUGUUGCUAUUUUGGAGAAUUUUGUUAAACAGACCGCUUUAAAGAUGGUCUUCACGAAUAAUCAAACCGAAGGUGGUACUACUAGACGGCGUACAGCUCAACAACGUACGGCUGAGAAAAAGGAAAAGGAUGUUGAUAAAAUUAUAAAUACAAUUAGUUUACUUAAAGAGGUGGCAGAUGGCAUCAGAAUUUAUUUUGAUUUCACCAUAACCGAUUAUCUACUCUACAAAGAAGAGGAGGACUAUGCAUUGUCAUAUCUGUCUGAGGAAAAUUUAAAAACAUUCACAUAUGUAGCCACGCCAGCAUUUAGUAUGGAGUGGUUUAAUACUAAAACGGAUACAACGGAAACAACUACUACUGCAGCUACAGCCACAACCGCACCAGAAAUUGUAAUUGAAACUGCAAAUGCAACGACUGCAACGUCUGGUGUUACCCUAAACACUUUGUGCGAAAACACAAACAUUAAUUUAGCCACAACAGCGAAUAAUGCUAAUGUUCAAUCAAUCACAACACAAGAAGAUCAACCACAACGUAGAAAAUUACGUUCACAUCGCAGUGAUGAUUGUGAUCUUACUUUGGAGAAUUGUUUAUCGAGUAUUGCCAGCACCAGUUCGGGGGCCUCAACACCAUUGCACUCCAAUAUACCAGUGUCACAUUUGAAUUAUCUGAAAUCUUUGCCACCCAUCUCUCCACAAAUUCGUGAUUUCCUACAAAAUGUUUUAUCGUGGCGUUUGUUGCCAACAAAUGCGGUGCCAGCACCGGCCAUGAUAUUUGGUGCUCCCCAUUUAGCCCGGCUAUUAGUUAAAUUACCAGAAUUUUUAAAUGCUUCUUCAAUGACUGAUGAAAAGUUAAAAGUGCUUCUGCAACAUUUGGACACAUUUACCAACUACUUGGAAUCACACAAGGAAUGGUUUAACGAAGACAACUAUGUACGAGGUAAUAUUAAUAGAAAAACUACUACCACUAUAUCCACAGAUUCUACGAAAUCAGAAGAGACAGAGUCAUCAGCCAAUACUAUAACAGCAGCACAUGAACCUUCAUCUGAGGAGCAACAACAGGAGAGUAAGGAUGUUAGCUCAACCUCAAUAGUAACUACAACAACCAUGGCAACGCCGUUAGAAAGUGUAGCUUCAUAGCACUACAUUUUAGAUGGACUAAGGAAAAAAAAAUAAAUAAAUCUCUGUAUUUUAUAUUUAAUAUUAUAUUUAAUGAGCAUGUACAUAUUUUUACUUAAAUAGUUUUUAAUUACAUAUUUACAAAUACAAAUAAAUUGUUGCUUAAAUGAUAAACAUAAAAUAA
Molecule: messenger RNA, 2008 nt
Organism: Calliphora vicina (urban bluebottle blowfly)
Lineage: Eukaryota; Metazoa; Arthropoda; Insecta; Diptera; Calliphoridae
Gene: msl-3
Product: male-specific lethal 3
Exons: 7
Coding region: 73-1845 (590 amino acids)
Biological process (GO): regulation of DNA-templated transcription; chromatin organization
Cellular component (GO): MSL complex; nucleus; NuA4 histone acetyltransferase complex
Source: RefSeq, a predicted model, not a curated record